This is a messenger RNA of Thamnophis elegans (Western terrestrial garter snake), 1580 nucleotides long. RefSeq names its product S100P binding protein (gene S100PBP). Gene Ontology annotation, cellular component: cytosol; nucleus. NCBI's taxonomy places the organism in Eukaryota, Metazoa, Chordata, Lepidosauria, Squamata, Natricidae. The coding region runs from base 59 to 1351 and encodes 430 amino acids. The transcript has 6 exons. Gene Ontology annotation, molecular function: calcium-dependent protein binding. The record is from RefSeq and is a predicted model, not a curated record.
UCAAAGGCGGAUCGGCGCGGCGUGGCGAGGGGGCGUGGCCAGCGCCUCUCCAGCGAAGAUGGCGGCGGGUUCCAGGAGCAAGAGGCAUUUAGAAGAGGAGUGUGAAGAAGGCGGCGCAGGAGACACGAAAAGACAAUGCCGUAUGACCUGCAGGUGCUCAUCCUCUCAGGCACAUUCUCUCAGCAAUGGAAGAGCAGCUUCUCCAGGCUCUUUCCUGAGCAGCAGUGGAUACUUGGAUAAUGACUUGGAUGAUGCCAUCCUGGCUCGUUCUGAUGAGGAAAAGCCAGAUUCUCCCACUGGACUCUCUCGUGAAGCUGAGGAUGAGCUUAUAGCAGAGGAUCGGGAAACCUCCCCCUGUUUUGUAGCAAUUGAAGUAAAUAGAUGUGAGGAUGUGAAGAGUGGUAGCCUUUUAGCUUGUCCUGAAUCUGCACAGCCUCCAAGGGCUCUGGAUGAGGUUGAAAGCACAAAACCUCUUCCUCAGACCGGUUCUUCAGCCAGCUCAAGUGAGGUGGCUCUUUUCACAAAUGAUUUGGAAAAAUACUUGAAUAAGAGCUCUCAAAAUCAAGCAGAGUUUGGUGCAAAAUACAAUGGUUUUAGGAUUCCAGAAGUUGAUUCAGACGUAACAGCUUCUUUGAAUCCGGAGAGAGGUCUGCCUGGAAAAAUAGAUAAUGACACAAUAAAGACAGUGGCAAAUGAUUUGCCAGUAGGAAGCCAACUAGUGGCUGAACAUGAAUCAUUUGGUGCAGUGGUUGAACAGUCCUCCUUAGAGAGACAGACUUCCCUAAGUUACAAGCAGCUCAGAGGCAAGAAUACAAGCAACCCACUACCUGAAAAAGAAUUAGAUACCAUUGACUUGCAUGCAGUGUCCACUCGUGUCAAUGGCCAAAGAAAGGAUUGUGUGGAAGCUCCUGAUGUUAAAAAAACAAAUAGGCAGGAAGUGGCUAAAGAAGCAAAGAGGAAGCUACACCCUUCAGUUUGUCAACCUCUGAGCAACGUGGAAGACUCCAUUUUCUGUGUGAAGUCAAGUCCUGUAAAGCCUAAACGGAUAUUAAUUCAAGAAGCAGACCUUGAGUCAAGAAAAGCAAGAUACGUUAAUGCCGUACUUAACCAUGCUACCUCUGUCCCGUCUCUCAUAGACCCCGUCCAGGAGUUGCACACGCUGGUAAAUACAGUCGCGUCUGAAUCCAGUUACAACCACCCAACAGACUUGACCGUAAGGAACUACAGCAAACGGAGUCACAGCAAAACUCAGAGAUUCAGUCUCAACCAGUGGGUUGAGCACAGCAGGAGCAACUUUGGCCGGUUUGAUGGCAUUCCUGAUCACUUUGAGCGCAGCCCAAUCCUAAGCUAGGGGAGAUUUUAUUCAAAGUUGUUCGUACUGGCAAUUCAAUUUAAUUAGUGUUUGUGUGUGUUAUUAAUAUGAAGGCCAAUUUAAUGUAUUUAUUUUUAUUACAAAUAUUUGUUCACUUUGUCCUAGAUCUUUUUCACUGCUGAAUAUUUUAGAAAUGUUGUGUUUUUACUACUCUAUUUCAUAUUGCACCUUGUAUAUGUUUUGCUUGUUUUAAAAUUCUGGGACCUAU